Messenger RNA from Rotaria sp. Silwood1, 2835 nucleotides. The record is from the annotation of a GenBank genome assembly. NCBI's taxonomy places the organism in Eukaryota, Metazoa, Rotifera, Eurotatoria, Philodinida, Philodinidae.
AUGGCACAUCGUUUAAAUCAACUGCGAACAUCAACUUUGACAACUCAUGAUCAAUUCACAUCUCUAUCAUCUACUGUUACGUCGUCUCCACGUACACCAGGAAAAAAACUUACUAAAGGUGAUCCUAUUGUUACUGGUAUUCGAUUACGUCCAUUUCUCGAACGAGAAUCUGCUAUUGAUGAAACACCAGCUGUACAAAUCUUUGAAAAUAAUGUUAUUUGUACACAAAAUAGUCGACCACAAAUAUUUAAAUUUACACAUUGUUUCGAUGCUUCUGCAAAAAAUAAAAAUGUUUAUGAUGGAAUAAUUCGAUCAGCUGUUCUUGCUUCUUUACAAGGAUACAAUACAACUGUUUUAGCCUAUGGUCAAACAGCAUCAGGCAAAUCACAUUCAAUAUUUGGUUCAUCAUGUGAAGAAGGCAUAUUAUCAUUAAGUAUUCAUGAUUUAAUAACAAUGAAUGGAAAUAAUCAUUUAAAAUUUGAAUUAAGUUUUCUUGAAAUUUAUAAUGAAAAAGUAACAGAUUUACUUGCAAUACCAACAACAUCAAAUGAACAUUCAAAUCAAAAAUCAUCCACUAAAUCUUCAACAACAUUAUCUUUCUCUAAACAAGCACGUACACAUAUUUUUAAUAAACUUGUACCAAAUUCAAAUACAACAAAUACUUCAACACGUACACUUGAAAUUCGUGAACAUCCUUCACUUGGUCCAUAUGUUCCUGAUUUAAAAUACAUUCAAGUUAAAAGUAAAGAAGAUUUUCAAAAUGUUUUAAAUUUGGGUAAUCAACAACGUUCAGUUGCAUCAACAAAUGCUAAUCAACGAUCAUCAAGAUCUCACGCUAUAUUUACUGUUAAAAUAAGUCGUAUUGAUAUACCACAAUCAACAAAUAUGCGUUUAUCAUUUGGAUUAAAUACAGCUCAUUCUUUAUCAAAUAUUGGAAAACAUUCAACAUUAUCUAGUUCAUCAAAGAAAAGUGCAAAACAACAAGCACAAGAUGAAUUAGAUGCACAAGCUGUACGAUUAAAUUUUGUUGAUUUAGCUGGUAGUGAAAAGUCACAACAAUAUAAUGGAACUCAAGGAAAAAAUGAUCGAUUUGCGGAAAGUGUUCAUAUCAAUCAAUCGUUAUCGACACUUCGUAAUGUAAUUGAUGCAUUAUCUCGUCAACAAAGUCAUAUUCCUUAUCGUGAUUCAAAUUUAACUUAUCUAUUAAAAAAUAGUCUUGGUGGCGAUGCAAAGACAUUUAUGUUAGCAACAAUUAGUCCAUCAUCGACUGUUAUUGAUGAAACUAUUAAUACAUUACGUUAUGCUGGCCUUGCUUCAACAAUAACUAAUGUACCUCGAAUAAAAACUCCACAUUUACGACAUGAAAUUGAUGAAUUACGUGAAGAAAAUGCACGUCUUAAACAAGAAUUAUUUCUUGUUAAAUCUAAAUCAAUGCCAUCAAUACAUCCAACAAUAAAUAAAAUAACUUUACCACGUAUUGAUGAAUGUAUACAAACAAGUUUUCAAGUUGAACCAUCAAUAUCACACGAAGAAUUAAAUAAUGAUGAAAAACUUGAUACUGUUGAUGAAGAAAUUUUAGCUCAAAUUGAAAAUCAAUGUCGUCGACCGAAAAGAAAACGAUUAUCUGAACAACCACUUCAUGAAAUUGCAAAAGUACGUAAAAUUGAUGAUACAAUGCUUCAUCGACGAUUGGGAACAAUUCUCAGUUAUGUUACCGAUGAUUUUUCAAUAAUCAAUGACAAUGGAAUUCUUGUUAUUUCAAAUGAAUUGGAUAUCAAUGUUAAAAAGGAUUCAUCAUCAUGGAUGAAUGCCUUAGAAAAGUUCGAUCGAAAUAUUGAUAUUAAUUCAAUGACGAAAAAAGAGAUUGAUUCUAUUGUCAAUUUAGCAUCGUCUACUUCAUUUCAUUUCGGACAACUUGUGUGGGCAAAAUUGGCAUCAGCACCAUUUUGGCCUGCUGUUAUAUUUACUGAAGAAAAUCAAGAUUGGAUUCGUCAUAAAGGAAAAUCUACUUAUGUGCAUGUUUUCUUUUUCGGUGAAACUGCUGAACGAAGUUGGAUUCAAACGACACGUGUUUUACCAUUUAUUGGACCAGAAAAAUUUAGUAGACAACGUAGAAAAUGGCGUCGUAAAAUGAAAAGUAAAUCACAAGAAGAACAAAGAUUAACAUUAAAAGAUAAAUCCAAUUUAAAUAUUGCUAUUAAACAAACAGUUAAAUUAUCGAAACUUUCAUUACGAAAACGUAUUACUAUUCUAAAAAAUGAAUGGUGGUAUUGGGAUGACAUUAAUCAACCAGAAUUAAUUAGUGAAGUACCUACAAAAGAAACUAACAUUGAAGAAGAUAAAUCAAUUCUAAUUAAAGAUCAAGAAAAUGAUACUGAAGAAAUUUUACAAUUAUUUAGUACAAACCCAGAUGAAUUAGAUGAUAUAAUUUGUUUAUCAGAUGUGUCUACAGAGAAUAAUGAAACACAAUCAUCUUUAAAACAUACAUCAUCUGUUUGUUUUCAUCCAUUAACAUCAUAUGAAGAAGAAACAAUAAUUCGUGAAAUGAUUUCCUCAUUCGAUAAUUCAUUUUUAGCAUGUCGUUGUCGUGCUGAAAAAGAAUAUUUACUUUGUAUUCAAAAAAAUUUUCCAUCAACAUCAAUUAUUUCAGAACAUUGGUUCUAUCUUUUUCUUUUUCGUCAUUGUGAAAGAUUAGCUCGUACAUUUCCGAAAUGGAUUAAUGAUAUGAAGCUUUUAUUAGAACAAUCUCCACUUCUUUCACCAAUGCAUCAAUCACAAAUACAAUCACUUAUUAUUUUGUUUAAACAAUACUGUAAUAACCAUCAACAACAGUAA